AAAAAAAAAAAGAAGAAGAGGGGAGGGAGAGAGGAGCGGCCUGCAACUCAGGCAGGCGCUGCUGCUCCUCUUCGAAUCACCCAGAUUUGGGAUUCCCCCUCGCCGAUCUCGCGGGCGGGGCAUCGCGGGAUGGACGCGGCCGCGGCCGCGGCGCGGGCGGCGCGGCCCACGAGCCCGUCGCGACCGCCCAAGGCGAUCCGCAGCACCAAGCCGCGGGGGCUCGACGAGGAGACGGCCGCGCCAGCCGCCGCCACGUUCCCCUCCAUCAAGGCACCCUCGGCCGCCGCCGCGUCGCUCCUCCACGCCGACGUUCCGAUGGAGCCCAGCGUCUGGGCCGCGCUCCCCGACGACCUCCUCCUCGAGGUGCUCGCCCGCGUCCCGCCCUUCCUGCUCUUCCGCCUCCGCCCCGUCUCCCGCCGCUGGGACUCCAUCCUCCACGACCCCGCCUUCCUCGCCGCGCACGCCGGGGUCCCCUCCCAUGGCCCCUGCCUUCUCACCUUCUGGAGGGGCGCCGCGCACUCACCGCCGCAGUGCAGCGUGCUCAGCUUGCCCCUCCGCGCCCGCUACAAGCUCCCGUUUGGGUUUCUCCCCGCCUGGGACCUCUGGCUUGUCGGCUCAUCGGGGGGCCUCGUCUGCUUCUCCGGCUUCGACGGCGCCGGAUUCCGCACUGUUGUCUGCAACCCGCUCACGCAGACCUGGCGGGUGCUGCCGGACAUGCAUUACAAUCAGCAGCGGCAGCUGGUGCUCGCCGCGGAUAAGAAGCGCCGGUCGUUUAAAGUAAUCGCCGCGAGUGAUGUCUAUGGGGACAAGACGCUCCCCACUGAGGUCUAUGACUCCAAAGAGGAUAAAUGGUCAGUGCACCAGAUGAUGCCUGCGGCGAACCUGUGCUCGUCGAAGAUGGCGUUCUGUGACUCCAGGCUGUAUUUGGAGACGCUCUCGCCACUGGGGCUGAUGAUGUAUAGAGUGGAUGCGGGCAAUUGGGAGCAUAUACCAGCCAAAUUCCCACGGUCGCUGCUGGAUGGAUAUCUAGUGGCAGGAGCUCGAACGCGGUUGUUCUUGGUGGGGAGGAUUGGAUUAUACAGCACGCUUCAGAGUAUGAGGAUCUGGGAGCUUGAUCAUGGUAGGACAGUCUGGGUAGAGAUAAGCAGGAUGCCGCCCAAGUACUUCAGGGCUUUGCUUAGGUUGUCUGCUGAAAGGUUUGAGUGCUUUGGGCAGGACAACUUGAUCUGUUUCACAUCGUGGAACCAAGGGAAAGGUCUUCUAUACGAUGUGGAUAAGAAGGCUUGGUCGUGGAUUGCUGGGUGUGCAAGUCAACUGUGCAAUAGCCAGAUUUGCUUUUAUGAGCCAAGAUUUGACGCAUGGAUCUAUUGACAGUGGUAGAGAUGAGUUUCGAAGACUCAAGCUCAAAUGCUUCUGGGUUCAUUAUCUGAAUCCAGUAUAUUUUUUCUAUUGGAGCACGGCUACAAACUGUAUCAAGUGCCAGGAUCAACAGUCUUUUCUUCCUUGAGACUGUACUUCAAAACAUUUUAACAAAGAGUUGAGUAGCCAAUAUUGUCAAAUCAUGCCACUAGAGAUCCAUCAAUCCGUCAUUACCUGAGAAGUUAUGUUGUUUGACAAUGCUGGAUGAGGCUAUAUGUAAGGGAGUAUCAUCAGAAAUGGAGGUCCGCUUGUUGCCAUUCCCAUUUUGUUAGCAAGUCCCUGAAUUGUAAAAUAUUCCAUUUCAUCUCUUAAAUGAAAAUCAUUAGCAUCUUGUUUGAGAAGGAAUGAAUGAGUAUCUUCACUUGAUUCAUGCAGUUCUACUUGAAAUAUAGCACAAUUUCAGUUUGU
Oryza brachyantha (malo sina) is the source of this 1827-nucleotide messenger RNA. RefSeq names its product F-box/kelch-repeat protein At5g15710. The transcript has a single exon. The record is from RefSeq and is a predicted model, not a curated record. The coding region runs from base 130 to 1371 and encodes 413 amino acids. Lineage: Eukaryota; Viridiplantae; Streptophyta; Magnoliopsida; Poales; Poaceae. Gene Ontology annotation, molecular function: protein binding.